GAGCUGUUUGAGGUGAGGUUAGGCUUGGGUUGAGCUGGCUUCAUACCAAAGCUUCCUCCGCUCGACAAGACAGGACUGCUCACACGUUGACUUGUUGUCUGAGGAAGUGGGUCAAUGACUUGAGCCUACAAAUAAAGUUCUAGUAAUGACUUGGCUGCUUGCAUCACCGUGCGCUGGUGACGUGUGGCGUCUGGGAGCUGUCCCAGGAAUCAUGGAGCUGAAGCUGCAGCACCGAUUCAGCAGCCAAUGAUCACAGGAGAAUCCGGGGCUACGGAUGCUUUCACCCAGAGCAGGACAGUCCGACAAUCGUGUUGGAUUAUAACGGAGACGUAAGCUUCAUCCUCGGACAUGGAGAUUCGAUAAUUGGGGAUGUAAGCUUCACGCAGACUUGCCAGCGAACCUGCAGUCUGGCUAGAGAUCCAUGAGAAAAAUCCCGAAACUGUGAGUCGUAUAGAAAUCGGGGGUAGCUCGCCAGGUAAGACAGAUUUCGCUUCCUAACAUGGCACGCCAUCGAUUGCCUUGAAAGCCUUAGAAGACGUCGACAGUAAUCUGCUGGUUUCUAACGUGUCUGAUGCCUAAUGUGCUGUUAGAUGGUGUGGAUUUGAAGUGUGAGCGCUGACAUUUUUGUUUUGUAGUCUGCAUGAGUCCAUUGUACCGAAGGCUGUGUGAUUCUCGGGUUUGUGGGCUCGUCGUGAAUCUGGAGGGAGAAGCAUGUCGAGAUAGUUUCUGUUGGAGGGAGCAGGCAGACUAUUAAGGCCAUGAAUGACAGUGAACGGGCCACAGCCUUGUUACUUGAAUGCAUUUUCCUAUCAAUCUAACAUUUGACUUUCCUCUUUUAGCUCUUCCAUUUAUUCAACUUAAUGGCUUCAGACACUUGUUUGCAUCGAUGGGAUUUAUUUGCCUUUUGGAUUUACAUCCUGGAGGGGGGACAGUAAGAGACUUUGAAUUCUAACACACCAAGAGAACUAAAAGGCUGCCGUAACCCCCAGAUCAAAGGAGAGCACAGCUUCUACUCCCACUUUCCCGCCCUCCACGUAUGAAGAAGAGGUGUCUGCUCAUGCCGGGGACUCAAACACUACAUGACCAUUCCCGCGGUGCUGUGAGUUCGUGGCCGGAGACAGCCUGAUGCUGCGCAGCCAGGGCAUGCUGAAGAGCCGCUGCUGCGUCCUGCUCGGUGACCUGAGGGUGCUCCUGCUCGGGCCACCGGCACCGCCGACACCGCUGCCUCCGCUGACCCCCAUGAGCGGCCAAGCUACGGAAAGCCAUGAGACAGGCGUCACCGUCCCCGACAACAACAACACGUUAACGCGGGACCGCGCUGCCCCCCCACCUGCCGCGGGAGCCUGCACCGGGCCACCGGGCGGAGAGCGGCCGGUGUCGGGCUGGGUGGAUGCUGCAGAGCUGUCGGCGGCCCUGCGCGGCUGCAGCAGCUCCUCUGAUGACUGCUCAAAGGGCAAACUGGAGGAGAGGUUUUCCCUCACCAGCUACACGGAGAGUGGCUUCAGGACUCCUGUGUGCAGGAUCUGUUUCCAAGGGCCGGAGCAUGGGGAGCUCCUGAGCCCGUGUCGGUGCAGUGGCUCGGUACGCUGCACCCACCAGCCCUGCCUCAUCAAGUGGAUCAGCGAGAGAGGAUCCUGGGCUUGUGAGCUCUGCUACUACAAAUAUCAGGUCAUUGCCAUCAGCACCAAGAACCCGCUACAGUGGCAGGCCAUCUCCCUGACAGUGAUCGAGAAAGUGCAGAUAGCAGCAGCCAUCCUGGGCUCCCUCUUCCUCAUGGCGAGUAUCUCCUGGCUGGUGUGGUCGUCCUUCAGCCCAUCGGCCCGCUGGCAGCGACAGGAUCUGCUCUUCCAGAUCUGCUAUGGCAUGUACGGCUUCAUGGAUGUCGUCUGCAUCGCACUAAUCGUCCACGAGGGGCCGUCUGUGUUUCGAAUCUUCCACCGCUGGCAGGCUGUGAACCAGCAGUGGAAAGUCCUGAACUAUGACAAGUCGAUGGACAGCGACGACCUAAAGGACGCCGCUGUGGACAGAACUCUGUCUCAGCCCAGCCCGGGCUUUCAGACUGGCCUAGGAGUGUCCACCUCCACUUCCUCGCUGAUGGUGGUAGCCUCCACAGCCGCCGGUUCUACUUCCACCACCGUGGUGACAGCGGUACCGGGAGGACUGGGACCGCACGUGGACACAAAUAGCGGGAGCGCAGUGCCGGACCAACACUGUCCCUACAACAUCCUCCACCUCCUCAGCCACCUGAGGCAGCCGGAUGCCCGCAGCCAACCCAGCAAUAGCACACGAGAGCUGGUCAUGAGAGUCACUACAGUCUGAGGAGUCAGAUUGAGGCCUUAUCUCACACGGAGGUGAAAGAAUUAUCAACCAGCUGACAGUUCAAAAAAGUCUUACCUUGACUGCUCUG
Messenger RNA from Cheilinus undulatus (humphead wrasse), 2407 nucleotides. It is a transcript of the gene marchf4b, whose product is annotated as membrane associated ring-CH-type finger 4. Bases 1126 to 2319 code for a protein of 397 amino acids. Gene Ontology annotation, molecular function: ubiquitin-protein transferase activity; zinc ion binding. The transcript has 5 exons. The record is from RefSeq and is a predicted model, not a curated record. Gene Ontology annotation, biological process: protein ubiquitination. NCBI's taxonomy places the organism in Eukaryota, Metazoa, Chordata, Actinopteri, Labriformes, Labridae.